GUAUCCAGCAUUGGCCUCCCGUCUCCCGCGACGGCAGGUCGUGACCGCGUCCACGAUGCAAUUUUCCGAUAUCUCCAACUCUCUUCUUUCCUAGUCCUAGUUAACGAUACGUAUCAUGUAUUUGCUAUAGAAAAUUUGGUGCUCAAUAAUAGGGAAUAAAGAAAUAUUUUUUAUAUUUGAACUUUGUUAUGAGUUGGUAGAUUAGGGUUGUAAUUUUGCUGAGAAAAGUGGGACCCAAGGCACCAUGAAUUUCUUAGGCGCAGUCGGUGGUGACGGCGACGACAGCGAUGACAAGGAGAAGGAAGAAGAAGCAGAACGCGAGCGGCAGGAGGCCAUCCGCGAGGCAGAGGAGCGGCGCAAGGAGAAGCACCGCAAGAUGGAAGAGGAGCGGGAGAAGAUGCGGCAGGAGAUAAGGGAUAAGUACAAAAUCCCCAAGAAAGAGGAGAUGGUGGAACAGCAGCAGGCGGAACCCGACAACCCGCUGAUGAGGAAGAAGAAGACCCCCGAGGAGCUGGCUGCGGAGGCUGAGCUGGAGGACCAGGAUGAGUUCACGAAAUUGAAAAACACAAUCGAAACGCAAGUGAACGAGCUGAAAUCGCAGAUCGAAAGCAAAUGCGUGAUGCAGUGAGCGCGCUUGCUCCGACACACCGUAGCAACAUCCCCACAUGCAGUAACCCUCAGACCCACUCAUUCGCUCAAACAUUUUGUAGGAGAGAUUCGAAUUCUAAAUUUUUUCGGAAACUAGUUGGCUAGUGGCGCGUUGGUGCUUGAUAAUGAGCAAUAAUAUUUUUAUACAUUCAUAAAAUAAUGGAGAGCCUCGACAAAACCGACAAGAACGUGCGUCAGGUCAAAAAGUCAUCGCUGCCGGCGAUCAGACAUUAGGAUAACCUGUUUUAUAUGUUAACGCUUGUGAUAUAUUGUUAUUUAAGUGUAAAGAAGAAAUUUUUAAUACAAAUGAUAUUCAUAGCGCGAAUAAUUUAAGAAGUCUUGCACGCGUGUAGUUCGACUGCAUCUUUUCCUUCCUCUUCGAGACUGCGGACUUACAUUAAAAUAACAAUGUAUUCUAUGGUAAUAUUUGUUUUCAUCCAAAUUCCCCUCAGCUUGCGAUGGGUGCCGCUUGCUCUCGUAUCUGUCAGCUCUUCGACUUUGCCUCUAAAUCUUUUGCAUGCUCGCUUACGCAAUGCGUUCGAACUUCGUGUCUACGUACUCUGUUAGGUUAACGUACCUUAAUCGACCUAGCCUUAAUGUCCACAUCGAAAUUAACAUAGGUAACAAUAUUGUUGUUGUCGAUCGCGACGCGGUCGAUUUCGUUGUCAUUCGGUUCUUGCAUGUCUAAUAUAAGGUCAAUGUUCGUUUAGAGUGUAAUUGUAGAUACCAAACUGUCGUCGUUCCGUUCAGCAGUUAGCGUAGUGGACGCGAAUCUAAUGUUUAUCGAUGUUUUAUGCUUAGAGUAAAGUUAAUGUUGUGUGAGCAAUUAUUCGAGCGAUUUGUGUUGGUAGAGACGGAUCCGCCGGUUAUAUUGCGAUGCCUACAAUGGUUGACACGGUUUCACCGCGGAAAGGAUUGGAAAAAUGUUAUGGAAAAGGAAAUUGUUCGAAAAUUUGACUCCACUUAAGCUGCAAAUGCAAAAGAUUUGUUAUCGUCAAAAGCUGUGAUAUAAGAAUAAAACAAUCUAUCGCUGUGCGUGUGACGCGGCCCGUCCGCUCGCGCCCUAACAUUCUCUCACGUUAGCUUCGAACUUCCCUUUUGAUCUAUCACUCUUAAAACUUUAAAUAUCAUCAACAUCAUCUGAUCUGUCACGUUCUUCUUCAAAUACCCGAUUUACAUCGUUUAUCUUAAAGCUAUGCCCCUAUCCACAGUUUACUAUCAUUAUUAUCACUGCAUUGUUUUGUUGAAUUUUCCCGUCAAUUAAAUCUACCUUUGCAAAAUCUAAUCCUACAAAUUCUAUUCAAUAUACACCCUAAUGUAAAUAUGAAUCGAUAAUUUCUGAUUAUGUAUAAAAUGCUAUAUUUUCAGAUAAAAUUCCAUAUAUUUCUCAUAUUAUUGCACAUUGAUAAAUAUUUUCAUAGCUUUCUUCAAUAGUCUUCGCAAAGCAUACUCUACUCACACCUUCUACUUCUAGCUACUUAUCGACUCACACCUUCUAUAACCGAGGUUGGUCUUCGUCGACCAAUCUCUUCGUUAUUUAAAACUUCACAAUCUAAUAAUUAAGGUAUUAAAGUUAAAAUUUCACAGUGUACGUGUGUUAGGCUAGGUUUAACAUAUAUUAUAAUAGUUCUAUGUAUGCGCAUGACAGUUCUAGCUAAACGGUUGUUCGUAGAUAUUUGGGAUAUACAAUAAUAGUAAUAAGGUUUAAUCACACCUGUUAAAAUUUGUAAUGAUUUUGGCGUGACCAAUUUUACAAUAAAAUUUUGAAAAUCCUGGGCUUGAGCGGUAAAUAUUAACUGUAAAAUCAUAUUCUUCAGUAUCUACAGCUUUGAAAAUGAAAUAUGAAUCCAAAAAACGAACGGAUGUAACGAAGAAUAAUGUAAAAAAGCGAAAUAUAUAUAAACAUUCCAAAUUUAUUUUGUAUUGAAAUAUAUUUCAUGACAUUCCCAGUCUCCAUCGAGCUCAGCCCACAAAACAUUCCCCAAACCUGUUUCUCUCUACUCGCUAUCCCUUCUUCCCUUCCUCUAUCUUUCUCUCUGUAGGUCUAACUACAUGUAUAAUCUUCGUUGUUGGCUCUCACUACGUAGAAAUAGUUGUUUAGAAAAUUAUUUUGAUACGUAGCGAGAUUUAGAUGUAACUUAUUGUAUAAAUAAAUUCGCUAACUGUCACUAAUUUCAAAAACAUCGCCUCUUCGAUCCUAAUGAUUGCAUGAUACUGUGUAAGCUCUUAAGUGUGUUGCGUGUCGUUUUCUCUUCAUUUGUCUGUCCGUCUCGGGCUCUGGAUCUACAGAACCAAUCGUAGAUGCUUCUCGAGCCACUGUUUGUAUGUAAGCUUUAGGUGUUUGGUGUAUAGUAUUACGAUUAACAUAAGGUUUAAAAUUGCUUCGAUGCGCAAUACGCGAAGGAAUUUGGGUGAUAUCAAAUGGUUGUCACGUGUUUCUGUAAUAGAAUUACGAGUGUACUUAUCGAACAUAAGUAUGUAUAUAUUUACCGCUAUCGAGAACUCACACCCAAAAGUCUUUCAAAUUACUAGAGAGGUUAUGAAAUUCAUUUCUUGUUAUAUAAAAUGAGGUUUAUACAAGGUAGACGAGUAGCGUAGAAAUAAUUGUAAAUUAUUUAAUAAAACCAUUGUGAAGCUAUCUUAUUUGAUACACCUGUAGAAUAACUUUUUAAGAUCCUAAGUGACUCGACCAAUUUCUGGAUUUUCCUUAAACAAAAUCAGUUGAGUGAUCGAUCUUAUGACUUAUGUACUCAGGGUAAAUUAUAUAAUGUUUUUAUUGUUGUCUUGUAUACUUAUAUCAGUUUAGAUUCUUUAUAUUAUAUAGUAUGACUUUUUGGCCUGCGAAGGCAAUUCUAUUCUUAACUUUGUUCAAUUUCUCUAUCUCUUCUAUCAAUUUGCACUUCUUUACUGUACUGGUAGUUUUGUAUUCACACAGCUUAUACUUACGCUAACCCUGCUACCCUCUAACAGCCAAAACACUUGUGAGGAGCAGAUGUGACUAUCACUGAUCGAUAAGUAAUAACGACACUUAUACAUUUUGACUGAUUGACUGGCAACACGAUAAAAUAUGAAAAAAAUUUAAAGACCUUCUGGAUCUGAAAUUGAACUUCAUCAAAAUCUAUCACUAUUCUAUCCUACUCUACCAUGUAUUCCUUCUUCCUUGACGAUAUGCGCGUGUGGACUUCACAACGGGUUUUAACAUUGUUACAAGUUCAAGUUAAAACGAUCGGAGUUACAUAUUAAGAUAUUACGAAAACGAUUAUUUCGUUUGCAAUAAUACUGACACUUCUUAAAUGAUGGGAAACAAAACAAUUUUGUUCUCACCCAUAUAAUAUACUAGCAGAAAUAAGUUAACAUGUCCAGUGAUUACAAAAUGCAAUUUUGCGAACACUUAGUAAAUAGACGGUUUAGAGACAACGACACUUCGUACCACACUAACACAAGAGCUUCAUACACACAGUAUUAAUUUAUUGUUAGAUAUAUUAUAUAUUUUGUAGACGUUUCCAGUAGAAUAGACAUUAUUUGGAGCGACGAACUAAACGUUCGGGUGUCACAGACUGCGAAUUGUUGCACUUUGGAUAAUAUUUUUAAAAUUGUGUCUAUAUUGUGCGUAAUGUCUUUAUUUACAUUCUUUUCAUUGAAUAUUCAUAGAUAUUUUAAUAUAUGUUACAAGGAGCUACAUAGAGGAGAUGAGUCGUCGCAACCGACUGCCCUUUAAAUUUUACUCUACCGAUUGUUACCACUUCUGCCGACCUGUCUCCUCUGCGUACCUCCGAAUGUUCAGAUAGGAUAGUCAUUUGGCCAAUUUAAGAUCACUUAGUGCGUUAGCUUUUAAUAUUAGUGACAUCUAGUGUUAAAAAUGCAAAAAUUACUGAAAUUAAAACUAAAUAUUUAAAAAGUUGUGUAUAACAAAAGUGUAAUUGAAAUUAAAUAGUAAUCCAUUAAACCGAUAUGAACGAGGUUCAUACGCAUGUUGUAUUGUUAUUAAAGAAAAGUUAGUAGUUUAUCCACGAUUACAUUUAACUUAGAAUAAUGGAGGAAAACGAAAAAAGGUUAUUGUUGAAAAUGUUUUUAGGUAAAUAAAUCGGAUUGAGCUUUUGUGAAAACCUUGUUGUUAUUGAUAAGUUAUGAUUCGUUUCCGAGUCGGCUGUUCACAGGCUGCCAUUCUGAAUCGGUCCUUACCUCUUAAAUAAUUAGUUUCAAUUUAAACUGUCUCUACUAUCACUUAUGUAGUUUCAUAUAGGAUAGGCUUCUUCGCUACUUAUUGAUUUGUAUCUAACUGUUGCAAUGCAUUGUUAAAUUUAUUUACUCCUAAUUAGUUAUGUAUAAAGUUUAGAGGUAGCCAUUUUCAUAUUAACUUUACUGUGAGUGUGAAAGUGGUAUAUCUACCAUGUUGUUAAAUAAUAAAUAAACUACAUUGUACCACC
Colias croceus (clouded yellow) is the source of this 5075-nucleotide messenger RNA. RefSeq names its product complexin (gene cpx). Gene Ontology annotation, biological process: regulation of neurotransmitter secretion; neurotransmitter transport; synaptic vesicle exocytosis. Gene Ontology annotation, molecular function: syntaxin binding. NCBI's taxonomy places the organism in Eukaryota, Metazoa, Arthropoda, Insecta, Lepidoptera, Pieridae. The coding region runs from base 245 to 628 and encodes 127 amino acids. Gene Ontology annotation, cellular component: SNARE complex; terminal bouton. The transcript has 4 exons. The record is from RefSeq and is a predicted model, not a curated record.